AUGACAUCGCGCCUGGUCUUGGUCAUUGGUGACCUGUUUAUCCCUGAUAGAGCUCCGUUUCGGAAACUCUUAACACCGGGGAAGAUUGGUCAGAUCUUGUGUCUGGGAAAUCUCACCGAUAGGGAAACGUUCGAGUUUCUCCGCCAGGUUGCCCCCGACUUGCAAUUGGUCAAGGGUGACUUCGAUGUCGACUCCCCCAACCUUCCCCUCUCCAAGGUCGUGACUCACGGUAGCCUCCGGAUUGGAUUUACUCAUGGACAUACUAUCAUUCCCCCGGGUGAUGCCGAUGCCCUUCUCAUCGCGGCCCGCCAAAUGGAUGUCGAUAUCUUGCUGUGGGGAGGCACGCAUCGCUUCGAAGCAUUUGAAAUGGAAGGGAGGUUCUUUGUGAAUCCAGGAAGUGCGACAGGUGCCAUGAGUACGGGCUAUUGGCCGGAGGGGGAGGGACCCGUACCCAGCUUCUGUUUGAUGGAUAUCCAAGGUGAUGUGUUGGUCUUGUACGUCUACCAGCUCAAGACGGAUGCCAACGGGGUCGAGACCGUUGCAGUCGAAAAGGUUUCGUUCCGCAAGAACAAUGUCCCUUCCUCAUGA
Molecule: messenger RNA, 588 nt
Organism: Aspergillus clavatus NRRL 1
Lineage: Eukaryota; Fungi; Ascomycota; Eurotiomycetes; Eurotiales; Aspergillaceae
Product: vacuolar protein sorting-associated protein 29
Exons: 3
Coding region: 1-588 (195 amino acids)
Biological process (GO): retrograde transport, endosome to Golgi; intracellular protein transport
Cellular component (GO): endosome; retromer complex
Source: RefSeq, a predicted model, not a curated record